AUGUCAGACACCUCCCAAAAUCAAAACGAAAGCAAGAUUCAGGAGCUGAACUUAAACCUGUUGAAGGCCUAUAAGGCUGAAGAAGCCUUCUGGAAACAAAAGAGCCGUCAGCUCUGGCUCUCACUGGGGGACUCCAACACUGGGUACUUUCAUGCAGUUACCAAGAUGCGUCGAGCAAAGAAGAAGCUGGCUAUAAUUGAAGAUGCUAAUGGCGUACCAUGGCAUGAAGAAGAGCAGAUCGCCAAAGUGGUCUCACAAUAUUAUGAUGAACUCUUCACGGCUUGUACAUUUGACGGGAGAGCCACAGUCUCAAAAGCUCUAAGACCCUGCGUUUCAGAACAAAUGAACGCGAACCUGAUUAGUGAUCCAACUUAUGAGGAAGUAAAGAGAGCGUUAUUUGCAAUUUAUGCUGAUAAGGCACCUGGACCCGACGGAUUCUCAGCGAGUUUCUUCCAGUCCAACUGGGAGAUUGUGGGACCAGCAAUAGUGUCAGAGAUACAAAGCUUCUUCACAACGGGCAUCCUCCCUGCUACCAUAAAUGUCACACAUGUCAGGCUCAUUCCAAAGGUAACAGGACCGAAAAAAGUCACAGAGUACCGACCUAUAGCUCUGUGUAAUUUCUUCUACAAAAUCAUCUCAAAGAUCUUAUCCUUACGCUUGAAGCCUGUCUUGGGUUCUAUCAUCUCCGAAAACCAGUCUGCCUUCAUUCCUGGAAGAGCUAUCACUGACAACGUCCUCAUUACCCAUGAAGUGCUCCACUACCUGAAAUCAUCAACAGCAGAAAAGAAGUGCCCAAUGGCGGUUAAAACCGACAUGAGCAAGGCGUAUGACAGAGUCGAAUGGGAUUUUAUACAACAAGUUCUACAGAGGCUAGGCUUUCAUGAGAAACUGAUACACCUAGUAAUGCAAUGUGUCACUACAGUGUCAUAUUCAUUCCUAAUAAACGAAGCAGUCUACGGCUCGGUAACCCCACAAAGAGGAAUUAGGCAGGGUGAUCCCAUCUCCCCAUAUCUAUUUAUCCUGUGCGGAGAGGUUCUUACCGGUUUGUGCAAGGAAGCUGAGAGAACGGGUUCUUUCCAAGACAUCAGAGUGGCUAGAGGAGCCCCACGACUGAACCAUCUGCUUUUUGCAGAUGAUACGAUGUUCUUCUGCUACUCUACACCCGAGGCAUGUCAAGCUCUGAAAGAUAUACUUCUGGAAUAUGAAAGAGCAUCAGGUCAGCAGAUCAACAAAACCAAAUCCUCGAUAACUUUCUCCUCUAAGACCCCCACCGAAAUGAAGGGGCGCGCAAAGGCUAUCUUAGCUAUAACCAAAGAGGGGGGUACAGGGAAGUAUCUUGGGUUACCGGAGCACUUCAGAAGGAGGAAAAAGGAUCUCUUCACCUCGGUGGUGGAUAGAAUCCGUCAGAGAGCCCAGAGCUGGUCAUCACGCCACCUAUCGAAAGCAGGGAAAAUGGUCAUGGUUAAAUCAGUUCUCACAGCAAUGCCAUCUCACUCUAUGUCGUGUUUUCAAAUUCCAGUCAGCUUAUGCAAAUGCAUACAAUCAGAGCUAACAAGGUUUUGGUGGGGAGGAAUUGAUGAGAAGAAAAAACUAUGUUGGGUGUCAUGGACAAACCUUUCAAAACCAAAAGCGGCAGGUGGCUUGGGAUUUAGAGAUAUCCAAGCCUUUAACCAGGCUCUCCUAGCUAAGAUUGCAUGGAGGAUACUCACUGCUCCCUCUUGUCUCUUGGCAAGAAUACUCACAGGGAAAUACUGCCAUAAGAAACCAUUUCUCCAAGUCGAACUCCCAACAUCAUGCUCACAUGGAUGGAGAAGUAUCUUCCACGGCAGAGACCUCCUCACACAGAACCUGGGGAAAGCCAUAGGGAAUGGACUAACAACACGUGUCUGGCAAGACUCUUGGAUAUCACUCUCAGCAGACGUCAAACCCUAUGGACCAAUAACAGAGGAUGCAAGAGAUCUACGGGUAUCAGACCUUCUCACAUAUGACCUAAAGUGGAACGUUAAGAGAAUCAAGGAACUCUUACCUGAAUUGGCAGCUACAAUUCAACGCUUGCAGCCGAGUCAAAUGGGAGUGGAGGACGCCUUCAUCUGGCAACCAUUAACAUCCGGUAUUUACUCAACCAAAUUUGGAUACCACUCAGCCAUGACUUCAAGAAAUCACCCAAGCUCCCACGCACGAACAGUCACCAUCAUUGAUUGGUAUAAAGACGUCUGGUCAACCAAAUGCUCACCAAAGCUGAAGGUUUUCCUAUGGUCCAUCGUACAACGAGCCCUGCCAACAGGAGUAAAUCUUCAACGCAGAGGUAUCACAGCGGCUGUCACCUGUCCAAGAUGUGGAGGUCAAGAAUCAACAACACAUAUCUUCUUCUCAUCUCACCUAGCUACAGUCCAAAGCUUCGAAUCGGCUAUCCUAGAGUUUCGACAGAAACCUUGCCUUCCACCCUCAGGUAUCACUAUAAACAUCCUCCCUUGGGCAUGUUGGCAGAUAUGGUUAUCGCGAAAUCUUCUCAUCUUCGAAGGAAAGACCCUUACAACCGAUGAAGUAGCCUCCCGAACAAUAACAGCAAUCAAGGAAUGGAUGGCUGCACAAACAACAAAAGAACCAAAUCAACCAUCAAAAACACCACCAACGGAUCUACUUCUCUCUGAAUCUAUGCAACAGAACCUUACCUGCUGUUUCACGGACGCCGCCUGGAACAAAGAAACCCAAAAAGCAGGACUGGGUUGGAUCUUCAAGGAGCAGAGAGUCAUAAUCUGCAAGGGCUCUGAGGCCAUAAACUCCAUUAGCUCCCCCAUCUUAGCAGAGGCGCUUGCUUGUCGAUCUAGCCUACGCCAUGCAAUCUCUAUCGGUAUCGAGGACCUCAACGUCUUCUCGGAUAAUCAAACGCUCAUCAGAGCUCUAAAUAGCAAGCUUGCACACAAAGAGAUCUUCGGUAUUGUCUCCGAUAUCAAAGUUCUCGCAGCUUCGUUUCACGCGAUCUCCUUCUUCCAUAUCUCUCGCUCAAGGAACUUAGAGGCAGAUAGUCUUUGCAAGUCAGUCUUGCUCGACCCAUCAUCUGCCAUGGGCUUCUCCUUGGGCCGUUUAAGUUUAAGUUUAAAUGCAAUUUCACCCAACGAAAUGGGCUUUGUAAUGGGCUUUGUAAUGGGCUGA
Molecule: messenger RNA, 3153 nt
Organism: Brassica napus (rape)
Lineage: Eukaryota; Viridiplantae; Streptophyta; Magnoliopsida; Brassicales; Brassicaceae
Exons: 2
Coding region: 1-3153 (1050 amino acids)
Molecular function (GO): RNA-DNA hybrid ribonuclease activity; nucleic acid binding
Source: RefSeq, a predicted model, not a curated record